This is a messenger RNA of Trachemys scripta elegans, 11312 nucleotides long. RefSeq names its product bromodomain and WD repeat domain containing 3 (gene BRWD3). The coding region runs from base 265 to 5634 and encodes 1789 amino acids. The record is from RefSeq and is a predicted model, not a curated record. The transcript is spliced from 40 exons. Gene Ontology annotation, biological process: regulation of cell shape; cytoskeleton organization; regulation of transcription by RNA polymerase II. NCBI's taxonomy places the organism in Eukaryota, Metazoa, Chordata, Testudines, Emydidae. Gene Ontology annotation, cellular component: nucleus. Gene Ontology annotation, molecular function: protein binding.
CCGUCCUUCUUUCCGCGUAGGCUUUCCCCUGUCUGGACGGCCGCCCCCUAGCGGCGGGCGGUAGCGCUACACCCUGCUCGGCGGCUGCCUCGGGCCGGGAUAUCUAUGGGGCGAAACGAGAUGCAAUGAACCCGAGAGCGAGCGAGACAGCGACGAGCGCGGCGGACACGCACCGGAGCAGCUCCAUGGGGGAUCGGCCGCAGUAGGAGCGGCUCCCCCCGGGUACGAUCCGCCCCUGUCCCUCCCUCGGGCCUCUGGAGGAGGAUGGCGACAGCGGCCGCCCCGACCCAGCUGGAAGCCGAGCUCUACUACCUGAUCGCCCGGUUCCUGCAGUCCGGACCCUGCAGGAAAUCCGCCCAGGUGCUGGUGGAGGAGCUGGAGGCGCACCAGCUGAUCCCCCGCCGCCUGGACUGGCAGGGCAAGGAGCACCGGAGGAGCUUCGAGGAUCUGGUGGCAGCCAAUACACACAUCCCUCCAGACUAUCUUCUGAAAAUCUGUGAGAGAAUUGGACCCCUCUUAGACAAAGAGAUCCCACAGAGUGUUCUUGGAGUGCAGACUUUACUAGGUGUAGGACGGCAAUCUUUGCUAAGGGCAGCAAAAGACUGCAGGCAUACGCUAUGGAAGGGAUCUGCAUUUGCAGCUCUUCACAGAGGCCGACCUCCCGAACUACCUGUAAAUUAUGGGAAGCCACCAAAUGUGGUAAAUAUAAUUUCUGCCAAGCAAUUAACUGGAUAUGGACGCUUCAACCAUUUGUUCCCAUCAUCCAACUAUCAACAUAUGAAGAUGCACAAGAGGAUUCUGGGGCACUUAUCAUCUGUAUAUUGUGUAGCAUUUGACCGCAGUGGGAGACGAAUUUUCACAGGCUCAGAUGAUUGUUUGGUGAAAAUUUGGGCUACAGAUGAUGGUCGUCUGCUCUCAACGUUGCGAGGACACUCAGCUGAAAUUUCUGACAUGGCUGUUAACUAUGAAAACACAUUGCUGGCUGCAGGCAGCUGUGAUAAGGUAGUCAGAGUAUGGUGUCUUCGAACCUGUGCACCAGUUGCAGUGCUGCAGGGCCAUUCAGCUUCCAUUACGUCCAUACAGUUUUCUCCAGCAAGAAAAGGAAUAACCCGAUACCUCACUUCUACUGGUGCUGAUGGAGCAAUCUGUUUCUGGCAGUGGCAUGCCAAUACAAUUAAAUUUAAGGAUCGCCCUGUGAAAUUUGCUGAGAGAUCCAGGCCUGGGGUUCAGAUAUCUUGUUCAUCUUUCAGCUCUGGUGGCAUGUUCAUUGCAACAGGUAGCACUGACCAUGUGAUAAGAAUGUAUUAUUUGGGCUCGGAAUCGCCAGAGAAAAUUGCUGAGUUAGAGUCCCAUACGGACAAAGUAGUUGCAGUUCAGUUCUGUAACAAUGGUGACAGUUUAAGAUUUGUCAGUGGGAGCAGAGAUGGAACAGCAAGAAUAUGGCAAUACCAGCAGCAGGAAUGGAAGAGUAUAGUCCUGGAUAUGGCUACUAAAAUGACAGGUAACAACUUGGUAUCUGGGGAGGACAAAGUAACUAAAUUGAAGGUUACUAUGGUGGCUUGGGAUCGAUAUGAUACCACUGUCAUCACUGCGGUCAACAACUUCCUUUUGAAAGUAUGGAACUCGACCACGGGACAGCUUCUUCAUAGUUUAUCUGGCCAUGAUGAUGAAGUUUUUGUUUUGGAAGCACAUCCAUUUGACCAAAGGAUCAUGCUUUCUGCAGGUCAUGAUGGGAACAUUUUUGUUUGGGACCUUGAUAAAGGAACAAAAAUUCGCAAUUACUUUAACAUGAUUGAAGGCCAGGGCCAUGGUGCUGUUUUUGAUUGCAAAUUCUCGCCAGAUGGACAGCAUUUUGCCUGCACAGACUCACAUGGGCAUCUGCUAUUAUUUGGUUUUGGAUGCAAUAAAUAUUAUGAAAAGAUUCCAGAUCAGAUGUUCUUCCAUACGGAUUAUCGACCACUGAUCCGUGAUGCUAAUAACUAUGUGCUGGAUGAACAGACCCAACAGGCUCCACAUCUCAUGCCUCCCCCAUUCCUGGUGGAUGUGGAUGGAAAUCCACAUCCCACAAGAUACCAACGUCUUGUACCAGGACGUGAAAAUUGUAAGGAUGAACAACUUAUUCCUCAACUGGGAUAUGUGGCUAAUGGUGACGGUGAAGUGAUUGAACAGGUGAUUGGGCAGCAAACUAAUGACCAGGAUGAGAGUAUUCUGGAUGGAAUGAUUAGGGAGCUGCAGAGAGAACAAGAUCUGAGGCGAAUGAAUGACGGAGAAGCUAUCCCAAACCCUCCAUACAGUAGAUCACACUCUAUUAAUGGUGCUCUUAGAAGUCCAGGUUUGGACUCCCCACCAAACGUUGGUCUCAGACGUAGCGGUCAGAUUGAGGGGGUCCGGCAAAUGCAUCUCAAUGCUCCUCGCAGUCAGAUGGCCACAGAGAGAGAUCUCAUGGCCUGGAGCAGAAGAGUAGUGGUGAAUGAGCUGCAUCCAGGGGUUAGCAGGGUUCAGGAAGAAUGCCGAGCUGUCAAAGGUGAUAUGGAAGUUAAUCUUUACACUGUUGAAAAGAAGAGAAAACCAUCCCACACCUUGCAAAGGAGUGAUUAUCAACCUGGGAGUGGACGAUCUUUGAGAAGAAACCAACGCAAACGCCAGCAUGCCUACCAAACACGCUCCACCAUUGAACACAAUCAGCAGGGAGCAAGUCAAAAUGCACGUACAAAGGAAGAAUCUGAAAGCUCCUCUGAGGAAGAUGAAACAGUUGGCACAAGUGAUGCCUCUGUGGACGAUGCUGUAGCUGUGUGGCAAAGUGAAAGCAGUUCCAGUGAUUCUUCAAGCGAAUAUUCUGACUGGACAGCAGAUGCUGGAAUUAAUCUCCAGCCUCCAAAGAGACAAACCAGACAGGCAACUCGGAAGAUCUGUAGCAGCUCUGAAGAUGAAAACAUGAAGGAAGCUAAAGGGUUGGAAGAGAAACGAAGGAAACCCAAACAGACUAGAAAAAAGAAACAAAGUGGAUUACUUUCGAUGGAAGGUGAACCCAGUGAAGAAUGGUUUGCACCCCAGUGGAUCUUGGAUACCAUACCACGUCGUUCACCCUUUGUCCCACAAAUGGGAGACGAGAUUAUAUAUUUUAGGCAAGGCCAUGAGGCUUAUGUGCGGGCAGUAAGGAAGGCAAAAAUUUACAAUGUUAACAUGCAAAAACAACCAUGGAACAAAAUGGAACUCAGGGAACAAGAACUCGUGAAGACUGUAGGAAUUAAAUAUGAAGUCGGACCUCCUACACUCUGCUGCUUGAAGCUUGCAUUUCUAGAUCCAAUCUCAGGCAAAAUGACAGGAGACUCUUUUUCCAUUAAGUAUCAUGAUAUGCCAGAUGUUAUUGAUUUCCUUGUGCUGCAUCAGUUUUAUAAUGAAGCCAAAGAAAGGAACUGGCAGAUAGGGGAUAGGUUUCGCAGUAUAAUAGAUGAUGCUUGGUGGUUUGGAACGGUGGAGAGUCAGCAGCCUUUCCAGGCAGAAUAUCCUGAUAGUUCCUUCCAGUGCUACAGUGUUCACUGGGACAACAAUGAAAGAGAAAAGAUGAGUCCAUGGGACAUGGAACCAGUUCCAGAAGGAACUGCUUAUCCAGAUGAGGUUGGUGCUGGAGUUCCCGUGUCCCCAGAGGAACUGACAUCUCUGCUGUAUAAACCCCAAGAAGGAGAAUGGGGGGCCCAUUCCAGAGAUGAAGAAUGUGAACGAGUUAUUAGGGGCAUUGAUUAUCUUCUGACCCUUGAUAUUUCUAACCCCUUUGCUGUUCCAGUGGACCUUAGUGCCUAUCCCAUGUAUUGCACUGUAGUUGCUUACCCAACUGACCUCACCACAAUCAGGAGGAGACUUGAAAACAGAUUUUAUAGGAGAAUCUCAGCAUUGAUGUGGGAGGUUCGAUACAUCGAGCAUAAUGCUAGGACUUUCAAUGAGCCAGACAGUCCUAUAGUUAAAGCAGCCAAAAUUGUAACGGAUGUCUUACUUCGCUAUAUUGGGGAUCAGAGUUGUACUGAUAUAUUGGAUAUAUAUAAUAAAGUGAAAGCAGAAGAUCUAAGCAGUACUGAUGAAGAGGAGGAGGUGGCAGAAGUAGAUGUAGAGUCAGAUGGGCCUGGAACUUCAUCUGGGAAAAGAAGAGUAAGACGACCAAUAAAAAGGCAGCCCUUCAAAGCAAGCCCUGAUGCUUGGAAAGAACAGUGCAAGCAGUUGUUAAGCCUAAUAUAUGAACGUGAGGACUCCGAGCCUUUUAGACAGCCAGUUGAUCUCUUCUCCUAUCCUGACUAUCGAGAUAUUGUAGACACUCCAAUGGAUUUCAGCACUGUGAAAGAAACUUUGGAAGCAGGAAAUUACACCAAUCCUCUGGAAUUUUACAAGGAUGUUCGCUUAAUAUUCUGCAACUCUAAAGCUUACACACCUAAUAAAAAGUCACGGAUCUAUAGCAUGACGCUUAGACUAUCUGCCUUAUUUGAAAAUCAUAUUAAAACCAUCAUCUCUGAAUACAAGUUGGCCAUGCAGUGUCAGAAGAGGAAUAGGCCACGAUACCGAAAACGACUAAGGAGCAGUAGUAGUUCACCAUCUAGUAGCAGAGCAUCCAGCCCUAAAGGGAAACAGAAACAAGUGAAGGUGCAACCUAAAAUCAACCAGAAUACCUCACUGCCUUUGACUAGGACUAGCUCUUCAGUUUCAUCUCAUGUUUCAGAUACUACAGAGGAGGCUCUAGGUUCAGCCAUUGGUGAAGAAACGGAGGGCCAACCAUCCUCAUCUGGGUUAAAUACACAGAACCGAAGUGGAAAUAACAUUGAUCCAGGGAAAAAUAGACUAGUCAGGAGUAAAUCCACACCCAUUAAACAAGAUCAGUCUCUUGAUGGACCACUUACAAAUGGUGAUAGCAGAGAGCCUCGGAUAGCAGUCAAGAGAAAGUUAGUAAGUGCCUCAGAAGAGGAGGAACACCUAGAGGAAGAGGAGAAGAAGAGAGAAUUAAAAGAAAAACCUGGUUUAUCUUCAUCAGAAAGUGGGGAGUCAGGAUCCAGUUCAAGCUCUGAAAGCAGAUGUGGCUCUGAUUCAGAUUCUGAAUCGACCUCUAGAACAGAUCAGGAUUACAUUGAUGGCGAUCAUGACUACAGUAAAGUUGUGCAAACUAAACCCAAAAGAAAAAUUAAAAGGAAAAUUGCUAGUGGGAAAAGAAACUGGCAGGGUAGAGGGACAGGGAGGAGAGGUAGAUGGGGCAGAUGGGGUAGAUGGAGCAGAGGGGGAAGAGGUGGCAGAGGAGGAAGAGGAGGCUGCGGCAGAGGAAGAAGAGGAGGCAGGGGAGGAAGAAGAGGCAGAGGAGGUAGAGGAGCUUCACGAGGAGCAACCAGAGCCAAACGUGCACGAAUGGCAGAUGAUGAAUUUGAGAAUCUGUUUGGCGGCCGAUUUGGCGAAAAUAUGUUUGGAGGACGAUUCAGUAGGCCACCACGAAUUAAAACAAGGAACGAGGGCAGGAGAACUGUUUUAUAUAAUGACGAUUCAGAUAACGACAACUUUGUGCACACCGAGGAUCCUCUGAAUCUUGGUACUUCCAGAUCGGGCAGGGUGCGGAAAAUGACAGAAAAAGCCAGGGUCAGCCAUCUCAUGGGAUGGAAUUAUUGACAGAUAAACAUCUUUGAAAAAUUUCAGAUGAACUUCAAAGGCCUUCUACUGCAGGGAUUUUACCAGAAAAUCUACCAAGCAAGUUGUGGGGGGACUCCACUCACUUUCUACAGUGGUGCUUUUCCAUUAUGCCAGUAUACAUUUGUUUUAAGACUUCAGAUUGCCACACUUCAUUGGUCAAAAAAAGCCUUACUUAUUAGGCCUUAAAUUACAGAAAUUCUUCCCCACGCACUACAAGUUCAUUUUGUUUCAAGGAGCUUCCAGCUUCUCAAUAAUAGCAUGACAUUUUGAAUCAUGAUUAUGAAAUCUCUCCCUUGUUUUGUUUUUUUGUAUUAUAGAAAUAGCACCUUCUUACAGAGUUUUUAUAUGGUUUGUCAUAAAUCCUUAUACACAGUAAUAAUUAUAACUUUUGCACAAUACACCAAUCCUAAAGGCAGCUAUAAAAUGUUUACCAUUUCUAUAUUGUAAGAAGGAUCUGGAUUAUUUUAAUCUUCCCAGGCCAAACUUCAUGAAUUGUGCUGAAUUGAAGUAUAUUUAUACUACAGUUUAGGAGGGUUUGAAAUGCUUUCUGUUGGUUCGUAAUUCAUGUAAAAAGUGAGAAAAGGGUUGGUGCCUUGUAAAUAUGUAGCAAACCUUUGAUGUGGUGUGUCCUAAUGUGUGCAUUAACUUUAUUAAAAAGAGAAUACUUGAGAAGUAUGAAUAUCUAGACAGAAGGUGCCAAAUGCAAAAGUUACUUGCAUCUAUUUUCUUUUUGUCCUCUCAUAUUUUUAUAGCAUUAAUAGAGAUUGUGCUGCAAAGGGUUAAUUUCAACAUUUGAAAGGUUUCUCCUCUUCAAAGCAUUACAUGUCUUAAUAGUAGCUCAGCUACCUCUGUUUACAACUACUGGAAACUUAAAAGAAAAUAGAGGUUAUUCUGCAGUGCUUAUUGAAGAAGAGGCAAGAAUGAGAAUAGCAGAGAUGGAAUUGCUCACAUUGUGAAGUAACCAUUUCUUCAUCAUAUUGGUACUCUGAAACAAACCUUAGUGUAGCUAUCAAAGCUUUCACAAGCCUAAUAUGCUUUUAGCAGAUGGUAAUUUGUUGGGCAAACAGCCAGUGGGCUCUCACACAUUUCUGGUAUCGCUUAUUCAAUGAAAGUCUGUUUAUGUUUUUAAUUUGAUUAUUGAAACGUUCAAAGAAACCUAAAUUGAGCUAUCGUGUCUCUACUGGCUACUCAUAUUUUUGUAUCAUUACUGAUAAGUUUCCAUUCAUAUCAUUGACAAGAGUCCUUGUAGCUCAAGCUUCCAGAAGAGAAUUCACACUGUACUGUACUCUUACCUUGUAAAUGUUGCAUUGAAAAAUAAUAACUUGCACACUGAGGUCAUUCUAGCAGUAAUAAUACAGUAUGCAAUGCUAUGAGGGAAAUGUAGGGUUAGGAGAUUACUCUGUAUCUUGCUCUUCAGACUGAAUGACUGGCUGUGUUUAAUUAAUUGGAACAUGCUUGUUCUUGUGGCAUGAGAAGGAGAGUUGCAGCCUUCUACUUUGUAGGGUCCAGUUAAAAGAUUUGUGGGACUCUGUCAUGUUAGACCAAGAAAGAGACAUCUAGCUGACAUCUCUAGCUGAGUUGAGAUAGUGAGUCAUUGAUUACACAUGGAGAAAAAGGGAUGAGAGAGGAGGUUUGGAAAUCGAAAUAAAUGAGGGAUACAAUUCUGAAAUUUCUUCCUCAAUGUGCAACUUUUAUCACUUUGUCAGUAAUUCUGGAAAACCUGGUGGGAAGGAGGAAUAGUGAAGUGUAUAUUUUCAUACAUAAAUAGAUUUGGUUCUGGCCUUUUUUCUAUGACAAACAUUAGCAGGCUGAUCUCUCUUUGCAACAGUUCUAGUCAGGUGCAAGAUAACUGGAACAAAUGCUGUGAGAGUCGUCGGGCUUGGGAGUGGGGAGAAGAAAGCAGUCUAAGUAGUACAUGGUAAUGAUCUGAAUUUAUGGUACAGUAAAAAUCUCUAAAACUUUUUGUUACAGUUGUUGUCCUGAUUAUGCCAAAACUAAUUUCUGGGCAUGACUCAGAUGGUCCAUUUAACAAAGAAAUGGAUACAGAGGAUCUCCUAGCUCUGUAUUGGGCUUUAAAAUACAAAUGCCUGUCCUAUCAUCUCUUACAAUAUGUAUUCAGAAGAAAAUGUAUUCUUCCCUAGAGUUAUUGGUCCCUAUAUCUAUGUAAUCCGGAAAAGCAUGGAUAUGUCAGUUCCUAGACAUAAUCGUAUACUUUUUAGAUCAAAGUUCUUUCCAACCAAUAUAAAUGCUAAGAUUCCUAUGCUAAAAUCCUGAGAUUCUGAAGAAAUGCUAUUCAUAUGUUUCUGGCUGGCUGAAGCUGUAAUUAUUAAUUUAUUUGGGGGUGGGAGGGAGGAAAAACAUGGAUUCCUGAAAAAAUCAUGAUUUCCUAAGUUUAAAUGUAUUUUAUCAACAAUUAGAAUAAGAGUAAAUAUGUUCUUAAAUGUAUCUUUUAUAUGUAAUGAAGUACUGUGAAGAUAACAGUAAAACAGCACUUUGCUGUGGUGUAAGUAUUAAUCUAAAAUGUGUUAUGUGAUUAAGAGCCAGACAGCAGGGUGUGCUAGAACAACAGAGCUAUUGCUUAUUGUAAAGAAUCUGAGAAUUUUUUUAAUUUUAUUUUACUUUGUGCAUGAAAUCCUUUUUAUAAGCAUGAAAGAAAUAACUUAUAUUUUUGAAUGCUAUUUUUACUUGAUUUCGUAUCUGGAUUUUUUUUUUUCCAAUUUAGAUAUUUGAUUUCUCUCUCAGCCUCAUUCUGUGGAUGAAUUCUAACUUGGUGAUAAGUUGGACGCUUUUUUUCUUUUUUCUUUUUUUUUUCUCAGAUGUUAAAUUCAGUUAGAAGCCACGUACUUAAAGCUGCAUGACACUUGAUUUUUACCCUGACAGCUGCAGCAGGAGCAAUGAAACAAGAAUAGCCCUUGCACCAAAAGGGUUGCAACCCAGUUCUUCAGACCCCAAUCCAAAACUUCUGUGCCCAUGUAAUGCCUCUUUGAAAUCAAUGGGGUUCCAUGCAGGCACAGAGCUCUGUCCACCCCGAGUUCAUUGCAGAAUCAUCAGCAUUGUCUUUAUUCAUACAGUUUUAACCAAAAGGAACUUCUGUUUGGGUCUACUCUUUAACACUUGUGUAUGAAGGUGUUUUGAUCAUAUAUUUAAAAUACUAAUGGUUAACAAAAUCCCUAGUUGGGCUGUAGAUUGCUGAUAUUUAGUUAAUAUUCAAGUACCAGUGCUUCAAGGCUUUCUCCAGAAAUGGGAUGAAUGUUUAUGGAAGUUUUGGAUGGUCUGACUCCCUAGUGUCAACAGUUCGAGGGCAUCCCAUUACCAGCCUUAGGAAACAGGACUGCAAAUAGAGCCACCAGCCAGCAGUUACAUGUGAUUUGUGGGUGUUGGAGGGCUCCUUUGGCCCCCACCACCCACACACUUUCAAGAGGAGGGGGCUGAACGUUUGUGUGUGUGUUUUUGAAUACCAGCUUACUACUACCUCUGGAGCACGCCCAACUCCUGCAGGCCCAGGGCACACAGGCCCAAGCUUGGUCCUGAACACUGAUCUCUGUCACUAGGCCUUCACCCCAGUCCCAGACUUCCAUUUUGCCUCCCCUUAUUUUGCGUGUCUCUGCUCCGUCCCUUCCUGGGUUUUUUCGCUUUGUUCCAUCCCUUUUGCCUUCCGUUCUUUGUUUCUCUGUCCUCUCCUAAGAGCCUGCCUGUGCUGCUGCUCCUGCACUCCGUAGUAUUCCCCCCAUUUGUGUCAGCAGGAUCAGCUGAAACUUAAACUCUGAUGCUCUUGCUGGGCCAUUAGGAAUACAUUAGGUUCUUUCUCAUCUGUCCACCUAAAGUCACUUGUCUGUAAAUUCAAGUCAAGCUUUUUUUCUUGCCAUAUUUUGCUUAUUAACAAACCUUCCAAAAGUGUUAGUAGUAAAUGAAUAGAAAUGUAGAAAGUUGUUGGGCCUGAUUCUCCAUUGUCUUGCACUUUAGGUCUUCAUUUACACUAGCGUAAACACUCAACUCAGAGCAAGUACUGUUUGCACUCACUCUGAGGUAAAGGUACAGGCCAGUUCUGACUAUUUGAAUUAAAAAUUUAGGUCUCACCUGACCUCCCGAAUAAAUUGUUAUCACAUUUUCUUUAUCUGGACGUGAGUUAAUGUAACACCUGUAAAGCUCAUAUGUUUCCUUUCCAGUGUCUGAGAACGUGGGAUUAGCAUACAAUUUUACCUGCAUUUUGGAAUAUUCAGUUACAACUCAGCAUCACAAACACCAAUCAGCAUGGUAUAUUUUGAAGGUUUUGGAUAUCUGUCUGUUUAGUUUGGGGGGGGGGAGGGGUAGAGGGAGAGUUUUUGAAUAUUAAAAUCUUUUAUGGUACAUGAAGCAUUCUGAAAUGCUGAAAAUAGCUGAAUAGUAUUAGUCAAUUACUAAAAAGUGUUUUCUCCAUUGCCUUUAGUGUAUGUGGUUUUUUUGAAAAGGGAGUAAAUCUUGGGUUUUCAUGAGAUCUUUCAGUUGGAAGCAACCUAUACUACUUUAUUCAGGUUCUUACACAGCAUGCAUCACUGUAGUAUCUGAUUUAAGUUUCUCACUCCCUUUUUUUCGUUUUGUGUCCGUGUCAAGAGGAUUCAUGUUUUUUUAGCUGUUAUACUUACAGAGUAUGAGGUGUACUCAAGCUUCCCAAUGAAGUUUCCCUCUUCCGUCUCAAUAUCACAUCCUUUCUGGUGUCAUACUUAUCCCCACUUGUACUCUUUUUAACAAAAAAACCCAAACCCUACAAAAUGACUCAUAGCUAUAGUCUGUGCAAGCUUGAGCCCUACAAUAGCAAGGUCUUGCUAGGACAAAAGUGAAGUGUAUUAACUGAACUGUGAGGGGAAGUUAACUCAGACCUAUGUGUAUCUAUAUCUGCUUCAAGUCUGCAAUAAUCCCUCACUUUCAAACCUACUAACUGCACAAACUGCAAAGCAAAGAUAAAAAAGGAGAGACACGAUGGUAUGUUUUCUUUAAAAAGAGAAGUAUUAGAGGAGUAAUUCACCUGAAAAAUGAGCCACGUAGGAAAAUUAUUUGGCGUAUUUAUAAUACAAGACUUGUGAUAUGUAAAAGUAAGAGGAGGCAAAAAUAUUUACAGUUAGGAAACCAACUUGUGGGUGAUUUCAGUUUAAGUUCUUUAUACUGUUUGUGUUAAUCAACUUCCCUUAUGAUUAAAAAAUAAAUGUAGACCUGGCUGUUUCUACUGCACAUAAAUAUGAAAACUGUAUAGUAUAGAAAUACUGAAGAGAAUUGAAGUCAGGUCUGUGGUGGGUAAAAUAUCCAUGUACAGUAAUUAAAAAUUUAGGAAAGACCAAUUAAAAUGUAUUGCUUCUGACAAUGUUUUUGAGGAGCUGACUACUAAAACUGAGAUGAAUCUUGGCAAAUAUUUGAAAAUAUGGCUCCCAGAUGUCUAUAGAAUGUGUCUGAUGAACAUUCCAAAUCAUGCAGUAUUAAAAUGAGAAAAUGCAUUUAAUAACUAACUCAAGACUAAUAAUUCACCCUUAACCUGUGCAGAUGAUGACAGAGUAAACAAACCAGUUUUAGGUUAAGGAUAUUAUCAGCCUUAACUUAGUGUGUCUUACUAUUGUUGGUCUGUAUCACAACUUUAAUGUUUUUAAAAUGUAUUUUUGUGUUUACAUUUCUUGGUGUGUUUUUUUUUU